Messenger RNA from Haemonchus placei, 210 nucleotides. Lineage: Eukaryota; Metazoa; Nematoda; Chromadorea; Rhabditida; Trichostrongylidae. The record is from the annotation of a GenBank genome assembly.
AUGCGAUCCGAUGCGAACGAGAGGUCCCAACAGGGCCACUCCUUCCGUCAAGGGAAGGAAGAAGAUGACGGUGUUGAAGGGACUACGGUAGGGGUUUUCAAAGGAGCAAAUGAAAUUGUGUUGAAUACCAAGGCAACCGCCGGAGCGACAGUGGCUCAUUUAUUAGACUUCAUGGCUUCGCUACUGACACCCAUGAGUACGUACGUUUAA